AUGUGGUCCAAGGCCGUUCUUAGCGUCCUUUUCUGCGGCUUGUUCUGCACUGGUGUGAAGGCACAUAUUCCUGAAGCUCUUGAGCGGUACACCCCGAAGCAUCUGGAGGUCAUCGACAUCCUUCCCAACGACUUCGGACCGACAAUGGUGAACCCGCUCGAGCCCACUGCUCCGGAAGAUAUUCCCCCUCAAACUUUUCGGGGGCCUGUGUCUCUGGGCAACUCAAUCGAGCAGCUACUACGGGAACCUGCUCGAUUCGGUAGCUUAGAGUUCUACGUUAAACAGAAGAUGCAGACAUACCUCCACAGAUUCCACAGGGCUGUCGGGCAAAACACCGUCAUUUUCCAGCUCGACGCAUGA
Neospora caninum is the source of this 360-nucleotide messenger RNA. RefSeq lists its product as hypothetical. The coding region runs from base 1 to 360 and encodes 119 amino acids. The transcript has 5 exons. The record is from RefSeq and is a predicted model, not a curated record. NCBI's taxonomy places the organism in Eukaryota, Apicomplexa, Conoidasida, Eucoccidiorida, Sarcocystidae.